AUGGCAACCGCCACCGCCACCUCUUCCUCCUCGCUGACCACUCCUCUCCUCCGCCCGAACCCCAAUACCAACCCCACUCCCAGAUCUCUCCAACUCCUCAGGUUUCUGUCCUCUUCCUUCGCCUUCCUCUUCCCGCCCUCUCUGCCGGCCCUAACUUUCCAUCCGCAUCUUGCAGGAGCAGGAGGUGCGCUCGUGCCGUGA
Miscanthus lutarioriparius is the source of this 201-nucleotide messenger RNA. The record is from the annotation of a GenBank genome assembly. Lineage: Eukaryota; Viridiplantae; Streptophyta; Magnoliopsida; Poales; Poaceae.